ACGAAAAAAAGUUAGGGCUGGCUUAGGAGCCCCGUGGAGCCCGCGUUCCAAUUUCCCACCCUGGCACUUCGGCUAUUUAUACAUUUCUACAUUCUCAAUAGUCCAUUCCCUACCAGCUUUCCGCACGCCACAACUCUUCCCUCUUUAUUUUUUCGUUCGCUUUCUCCAAACCUUUUCGUGAAGCAAACGCCGUCUUCAUAUGGCAUCGUUCGAUCUUGCUCCCCCCGGCGAUACCAAGUCCGGUGAGAAAAUCUUCAGGACCAAGUGCGCUCAGUGCCACACCGUUGAAAAAGGUGCCGGUCACAAGCAAGGACCCAAUCUGAAUGGUUUGUUUGGAAGGCAAUCGGGCACUACUCCUGGCUAUUCCUACUCUGCAGCUAACAAGAAUAUGGCCGUGAUUUGGGAAGAAAAGACGCUAUAUGACUACUUGCUUAACCCCAAAAAGGUACUAUAUUCCAGGGACAAAGAUGGUAUUUCCUGGUCUUAAAAAGCCCCAGGAACGUGCUGAUCUUAUUGCAUAUCUGAAAGAAUCCACUGCACAGUGAUUAUAUAUUUUUAUACCAUUCAAUUUUGCGGUGUGCAUUUGAAGUUAUGGAGAUUUAGUUUUCGGACAUUUAAUUCUGCCAUGCAGUAAGUACUGUAUCUCAGGCAAAUAAUGUAGGCUACAUUGGUCUGCAAUGCUAUUUUGUUCAUUUCGCAUUGCUUCUAAAAAAGCUGCCUAAUAUUGGCUGGUGUAACAAAUUAUAUAUUCAAAAUAUAAACAUUCUUAUCAGUAUUGAUUUAAUUGGAAUCACAGUUUAGCACUGUGCUUAGCUGAACUCAUUAUGUUGUGUUAUGGUUUAUUUCGGUUUUGCUUAGCUGAAUUCGGUAAUGGUAUGGAAAAGAGGAGGGUAAGCUAAAGUUCAAACAAAGGAUAUUCAAUCUUUGGAUUAAGCAGCCUUGAAGAGACUUUAGGUGAAAAUUUUUCGCAU
Molecule: messenger RNA, 971 nt
Organism: Abrus precatorius (Indian licorice)
Lineage: Eukaryota; Viridiplantae; Streptophyta; Magnoliopsida; Fabales; Fabaceae
Product: cytochrome c
Exons: 3
Coding region: 200-487 (95 amino acids)
Biological process (GO): mitochondrial electron transport, ubiquinol to cytochrome c; mitochondrial electron transport, cytochrome c to oxygen
Cellular component (GO): mitochondrial intermembrane space
Molecular function (GO): electron transfer activity; heme binding
Source: RefSeq, a predicted model, not a curated record